AUGCUAAUAUUAAGUGAUGUUAAUAAUUCCGUUCCGAAAAUAAAGAAGUUUGACAAAAACACUUUGAUAGUGAUAACUACGUAUGCUGCUCUCAUGGCUAUGGGUGCAUUGGGGAACCUGGCUAUCCUAGUUACUUUGGCUAGGUCAAGACGUAGGAAGUCAAGGGUCGAUUUGCUAAUGACUCAUCUGGCUGUCGCUGAUGUAUGUGUCACUUGUGGUGUUAUCCCCUUAGAGAUUGGCUGGAAGUACACGAAUGCAUGGCUGGCUGGCAAUCUGAUGUGUAAAAUUUUACUUGUUAUGCGAGCUUUUGGCCUGUACCUAUCAUCCAAUGUUCUCGUCUGCAUAUCACUUGAUAGAUUCUUCGCGGUAGUGUAUCCUUUACGUUUAUCUGUUGCACGAAGAAGAAGUAAACAAAUGUUAUACUGCGCAUGGGCAAUCGCCUUAGCCUGCAGUCUGCCACAGAGCCUCGUAUUCCGGGUGAAGAGACACCCAUACGUAGCAGCGUUCGAGCAGUGUGUAUCGUUUGGCGCAUUCGCAAGUUACCGCUUAGAGGUCGCCUAUAAUGUUUUUUGUGUCUGCGCGAUGUACUUCGUGCCAUUGCUCGUUAUCACCGCCUGCUAUGUACGCAUCUUCUAUGAGAUACAGGCCAGCAGCAAGGAGAUUUCAGAGAAACAUGAACAUACAAAUGGAAUCGGUAAUGUGCGGCUACGACGUUCAGACCGACGGGUGUUGGAGAGGGCAAGACAGAGAACUCUGCGCAUGACAGUUAUCAUUGUCUUUGUUUUCGCGCUGUGUUGGCUUCCUUACGCCACUAUGGCUAUGUGGUACAUGGUGGAUCGUGAGUCAGCCUCGCAAGUACCACCAAAAGUUCAGGACCUUCUGUUCGCGAUGGCAGUCUCCAACUCCUGUAUGAAUCCCCUAGUCUACGGCACCUACACCUUGAAAGUAAACGGAUCCUUGCAACGGCUUCUAAAGAAUAUCUGCUGCAUAUCUGGUGGUGGAUCUGAUACAAUAGGUACUUCAAGCUCGUCAAAAAACAAAAAGCAAGAUACGCAUCCUCUUAAUACAAUAAAGAACAAGGCAUGA
Molecule: messenger RNA, 1086 nt
Organism: Pieris brassicae (large cabbage white)
Lineage: Eukaryota; Metazoa; Arthropoda; Insecta; Lepidoptera; Pieridae
Gene: NGR-A29
Product: adipokinetic hormone/corazonin-related peptide receptor variant I-like
Exons: 9
Coding region: 1-1086 (361 amino acids)
Biological process (GO): G protein-coupled receptor signaling pathway
Cellular component (GO): membrane
Molecular function (GO): vasopressin receptor activity; peptide binding
Source: RefSeq, a predicted model, not a curated record